Molecule: messenger RNA, 186 nt
Organism: Acaulospora morrowiae
Lineage: Eukaryota; Fungi; Glomeromycota; Glomeromycetes; Diversisporales; Acaulosporaceae
Source: the annotation of a GenBank genome assembly
AACAUAUGGAACCCAACAACACAGUGGCUAUAACAAUACAAAAUGAAGUUUCACAAAUGGAAGAGGACCCCAAGGACGAGCCUAUAUUAACAAAAGAAGAAGUCUCUAACCACUUAGAAAUGGAGAUAGUAUUAGAGUCUGAGAAAGAGGAUGAAAAAAUAUCAACCUAUACACUACUAGGGAGCU